AUGAGCUCCGCCCAAACGCAAGGUACCAGUGGCGUCGUCCGCGGUGGUCGGAUAAAUAAGACCGACCAAACACGUCGUAGUUGGUCGAGUAGAGAGGAGGAGGUUCUUUUGGUGGUGUUGAAAGAGUUAGUUGUGCAAGGUUGGAAAUCCGACAAUGGAUUUCGUGCGGGUUACUUGAAUAAAUUAGAGGAGGCAAUGAAAAAAGAUUUUCCACAGACCGAUUUGAAAGCUAUGCCACACAUAAAUUCAAAAACAACGACGUGGAAGAAGAAUUACAACUCGUUAUGUGGCAUGUUGGAGGUUACUGGCGUCGGCUUCAACUUGGAUGGCAAGCACAUGAUCGAUUGCACUAAUGAGCAAUGGGAACAUAUUAUGAAGAAAGAUAACAAUGCACGUACUAUGAGAAAAAAAAGUUGGCCCUACUUGGAACAAUGGAGUGAGAUUUUCGGAAAGGAUAAGGCCACCGGAGAUGUCGCGGAAGAUCUAAUGGAGGCAGCACGCCAAACGUAUCACAAUAUCGAUCUCACCCAAACUGUAGAAGUCAAGGGUGAUUGCAAUUUUUCGCUAGAUGAUCUUAAUGAAAGCGGACAUAUUGAUGACAGUGUUAGCCAAACACACAAACCCGAAGCUGGAGUACGUGUACCGAGCAAGAAAAGAAAGAAUGGUGGCGGGGCCGAUAGGAUGUUCGAGGCGAUGAUCGAGAUCAGUCAUAGUACGAACGGUAGACUUGACACAAUUGCAGGCAGAAUGGGCUAUGAUUUUGAUGUUUCCAAGGCGAGGAAAGACGUCUUUGCUCAACUUGGAUUAAUCAAUGGCUUGUCCAAAAGGGAGAAGUUCGAGGUUGCUGAUUUACUUGUAAAAGAAACCGAGCGCCUAGAUUUGUUUAGUAGUCUAUCGGUUGAAAAAAAGAUGGAUUACGUUCACUACCUCAUUGAGGAGAAGUUGAAGUAG
This is a messenger RNA of Salvia miltiorrhiza (redroot sage), 951 nucleotides long. RefSeq lists its product as uncharacterized. The record is from RefSeq and is a predicted model, not a curated record. NCBI's taxonomy places the organism in Eukaryota, Viridiplantae, Streptophyta, Magnoliopsida, Lamiales, Lamiaceae. The transcript has 3 exons. The coding region runs from base 1 to 951 and encodes 316 amino acids.